GCCGGCCGGCCCGGGAGGGGUGCGCGCCGGCAGCGGGCGCGAUGGCGGCGGACGGGGACUGGCAGGAUUUCUAUGAGUUCCAGGAGCCGGCCCGGAGUGUCCAGGACCAGGAGAACUGUAACGCGAGUCCUGAGGCCGAAGCUGGGGCACCCGCGGGCGGAGACAGCUUCCCGGCCUUGGCCUGCAGCCUGGAGGAGAAGCUGAGCCUGUGCUUCCGCCCCUCGAAGGACGCCGAGCCCCCGCGGACGACCGUGCGGCCCAUCACGGAGCGCAGCCUUCUGCAAGGCGACGAGAUUUGGAAUGCCCUGACAGAUAAUUACGGGAAUGUCAUGCCGGUAGACUGGAAGUCGUCCCAUACGAGGGCUUUGCAUUUGCUUACUCUGAACCUCUCCGAGAAAGGGAUGAAUGACGGCUUAUUCUUUGACACCUCAGAUGAGGAGGAGCUGAGGGAGCAAUUGGAUAUGCAUUCGAUCAUUGUCUCCUGUGUCAACGAGGAGCCCCUCUUCACUGCAGACCAGGUUAUUGAAGAAAUUGAAGAAAUGAUGCAGGAAUCACCGGACCCAGAAGAUGAUGAGACCCCUACACAGUCAGACCGGCUGUCUAUGCUAUCCCAGGAGAUUCAGACUCUGAAGAGGUCUAGCAUGAGCAGCUAUGAAGAGAGAGUGAAAAGGCUCUCGGUGUCCGAGCUAAAUGAACUGCUGGAAGAAAUCGAGACAGCCAUCAAGGAGUAUUCUGAGGAGCUGGUGCAGCAGUUGGCCCUGAGAGAUGAACUGGAGUUUGAGAAGGAAGUGGAAAACAGCUUUAUUUCUGCUCUGAUUGAAGUGCAGAACAAGCAGAAAGAAAACAAAGAGACAGCCAAGAAGAAGAAGAAGCUCAAAAAUGGCAGCUCUCAGAAUGGAAGGAACGAGAGAAGUCACAUGCCAGGCACAUAUUUGACAACAGUCAUCCCUUACGAGAAAAAGAACGGCCCGCCGUCUGUCGAGGAUCUUCAGAUAUUAACAAAAAUUCUGCGUGCCAUGAAGGAGGACAGUGAGAAAGUUCCAAGCUUGUUAACCGACUACAUCCUGAAAGUUCUGUGUCCUACAUAGAGCAGCGUUACGUGGGAGCGCGUCCCCUUCUGUGGACUCCAGGCUUGAUUUCCUACGGUGUCACUCUGGAAGGUGGCAAUCGUGAGUCCCUGCUGCUUUUGGAGACCCAGCACACUUGAACUUGGAUUUGCAAUUCAGUGUUACUAGAUCACGACUUCACAGUCUGUCAUUUUAUAGCACCGAGAGAGCGAGCUGUGGCACUCUUGAAUUCUGGAGAUAGGUUUUUGGAAAACAUGGUUCCUAAGUGAGCAGAGUCGAGGAAAGAGCUAAGAACUGGGCACGCCAUUAUCCUUUUCCUUAAUUCAGUGUGGCUGUUAGCGUUUGACUUCCUCCGUCAGAACUGCACUGAAGAACUGCAUUAAAGCACUGGGAGAGCCAACCAUAGUUGUUCUCCAGUCAUGGUGAGAUCAGUGUUGAGUGUUUAGAGCAUCUUCUAUUACCUGCCAGUAUUGCCCAGAGACAGACCGGCUGUGGACUGGUGUGACACAGAACGCCGUCACCUGCCCUGCUUUGGUCUAAUGGUGGACACUGGACACUAUUGAAAACUAAGUUUGUAACUUUUACCUAUUGCACCAUUGUUGACGUGUGAGCCAUUAGGAUGUCAUUCGGAAUCAUUAUGUCCUUGGGUGUUCUGUGUCCGUGAAGAAGUGUACUUUGAAAGGGGUCCAUGCCCUCUAAGGUGCUUAAGGAGCUACUAUGGUACUGCCUGUUCAGAUGGCUGUGUUCAGUUUUAUUUACACCUGUGUGCUUUUCUAGAAAAAUACUGCUCACGGCUACACUAAUCAUGAACACUUUUGCCAGUUUCAAUCAAGUCGAUAUUUAAUAAAAUAAUACAUACUUAAGA
This is a messenger RNA of Arvicola amphibius (Eurasian water vole), 1932 nucleotides long. It is a transcript of the gene Fez2, whose product is annotated as fasciculation and elongation protein zeta 2. Gene Ontology annotation, cellular component: axon; cytoplasm. The record is from RefSeq and is a predicted model, not a curated record. NCBI's taxonomy places the organism in Eukaryota, Metazoa, Chordata, Mammalia, Rodentia, Cricetidae.